ACAGGCCCGGAGCGAGAGAUUGCUUCCUUAAAGCCACCAGCUGGCGAGUGACAGAAGCAAGCAGAUGACAUGGCGGAACUGCUCCUCGGGGAGUCGAAGCUGGAGCAGUACCUCAAGGAGCAGCCCCUGAGGCAGGGGGCCAGUCCCCGGGGCCCCAGGCCCCAGCUGACUGAGGUCCGCAAGCAUCUGACCGCCACCCUGGACCGAGGGAACCUCAAGUCAGAAUUCCUACAAGAAUCCAAUCUGAUGAUGGCCAAGUUGAAUUAUGUGGAAGGAGAUUAUAAAGAAGCUCUCAACAUUUAUGCCCGGGUGGGCCUGGAUGACUUGCCGCUGACCGCCGUCCCUCCAUACCGGUUGCGGAUGAUCGCGGAAGCCUACGCUACCAAAGGACUUUGUUUAGAGAAGUUGCCUAUUUCCUCUUCUACCAGUAAUCUCCACGUGGACCGGGAGCAGGAUGUCAUCACCUGUUACGAGAAAGCAGGGGACAUUGCACUCCUGUACCUGCAAGAGAUAGAAAGGGUAAUACUUACUAAUAUUCAAAACAGAAGCCCUAAGCCUGGCCCUGCUCCCCACGAUCAAGAACUAGGUUUUUUCCUAGAAACAGGACUUCAGAGAGCCCAUGUCCUCUAUUUCAAAAAUGGGAUAGAUGUGCAUGAAGACCAACAGAACUUGACAAGAGGAGUUGGGAGAUUUAGAGAGCUCCUCAGAGCAGUUGAAACGAGAACAACUCAAAACCUGCGAAUGUGCUGUCUCUUGAAACAUCAGAAAUGCAUCCUGUAAGGCAGCUGGAAUGGAAGCCCUCCCAAAGGCCAGCGUGGUGAAACGGUUGUUUGAACGCCUAUGAUUCAUACCACCAGACAGAGCAAAGCAGAUUAGACCCUGAGGAGUCCCUCGUUG
Hipposideros armiger (great roundleaf bat) is the source of this 897-nucleotide messenger RNA. RefSeq names its product tetratricopeptide repeat protein 7B-like. Gene Ontology annotation, biological process: phosphatidylinositol phosphate biosynthetic process; protein localization to plasma membrane. Bases 70 to 780 code for a protein of 236 amino acids. The record is from RefSeq and is a predicted model, not a curated record. Gene Ontology annotation, cellular component: plasma membrane. The transcript has 8 exons. NCBI's taxonomy places the organism in Eukaryota, Metazoa, Chordata, Mammalia, Chiroptera, Hipposideridae.